UAUUGAGUUGGAUUUACUUAAAUAUUUUAAAUAUUAAUCCCUUAUUAAAUAUAUGAUUUGCAGAUAUUUCUUUUUAUGUUUCCUAUUUACAAUUUUUCUGGACUUCUCUUGCUGCUCACUUAUAUAGAGUUGGGAUGAGUUAUGUCACCUGAAGCAGUUAAGAUAAGACUAUUUCUACUGCUAUCCAUGUGACAGGCUUACUUUGUUACAUAAUCCAGUGAAAAACAGGAUAUAUGAAAAAGGGUGUGAAAGAAAAAUAGAUGUGAUGCCAUGGAGCAUUCUAGGGAGUUAGAACUCUCUCUUUUUUAGAGAGAGUUUUGAUAAACAUUUUAUAUAUUUUUAAAACUCAUGUUCUUAAUCUGCAGAGUUGGAUAUAAGACUGAGUGUCUGUCUUAAAGCUAAUAGUAUAAAAAGAGAAGUAUAAAAUUUAAGUCAUCAUACAACUUUCUUUCCCUAACCUAACUUUAUGAAUUAAUUGUUUGCAAUUUCUGGAGCUAAUGAGCUGAAUGUUUAAAAUUUAGCAUGUAGGUUAAAAAAUUGAAAUUUUCCUAAUACAUUUAUAUCUCUUUCUAAGGUAUAACUAUUUCUUUCUUUGAUUAUAGUACAAGGAGCAUGUAUGGUUCUUAAGAGGCCUUGAUUUUGCUGCCAGCUAGUUAUGUGACUUUGGGCAAAUAAUGUCAUAUGGCUGGACCUGUUUUUUCAUUUGUAAAAUUGUAGAUGGUGAUAAAUCCUAAGACUGUUUUUUAAAAUUUUUUUGUAGAGAGUGGGUCUAGCUUUGUUGCCAAGGCUCAUCUGAACUGAUUUCAAGCAGUCUUCCCCACCUUGACCUCACAAAAUGUUGGGGUUACGGGCGUGAGCCACCAUGCCUGGGCGAAUUCUAAGACUCUUAUAAUGGAUGAGUAGAAUAUAUUUAAGAUUCUAUAAACACACAAGUCAUUUGUUGUUCAUCAUCUGCUGGAAUGUGAAACCAUCUUUCUUGUGUAGGUGUGUUAUCAGUAAUGUUAUUCACACCAAGGGGAUCAUUCUGUGCUUUUUAAUUCGUGAUUUUAUAAUCUGAUAGUGACUUUUCAUUAUGACUCUUGUAUUUCAAAUUAAAUUACUGCCAUUAUGAUGGGAAUUAUUGGGAAGAGUUGAAAUGAACAUAUUUAGAAUUGCUUCUGUAAUACUGCAAACCCGAUACUUUGUGGGGGAGGUGGAGGAGAUAUCUCUAUGUUCUGUAAUUUCAUUUGACUAAGGAAUUUAUCUUUGAUCUUCUUCCAGAGUGAGGACAUGAAUACUUACAGCUAUAUUCCAUAUUUAAUCACAGUUUGCUUAGUGGGUUUCAUUAGGCUAAAUAAGAAAAAUGUAGUUGUGUAUUUUCUGCUUUAAAAAUGCUUCUUGAUACAAAGUCUUCUCAGAUCAGUCUCACAUGUGAUAAACCUAUUCAAACUAUUAAACUGCUCCAAUGUGCUUGUUUCUCUCUUGGAAAUCUAUCCAUUUAUGUGUCUUUAUGUACCACUCAUUCUCCCCCAUCAUGUUUUAUGUUAUAAGCUCCUUGAAAAAGAAGCAUAACCUUUCCAUUGUAUCUCAUAGCACCCAGGAAAGAACUUCGUUAGUCUCUGAAUAGUUGAUAAGUGUUAUUCCUAUUGAGGAUUUUGGAUUUAAAUUAUUGGAGUGAAUAGAAUAAUGCUGUUUCUAGUAUAUCUAACUGAGGGUCAGUGUUAUUAACUCAAAGGCAUGGCAGUUUUAUUAAGCUCUAGGCUUUGUUUCUGAAGGCAAUUUCUCUUAAUUCAAUCAUAAGCAGAUUGUUCACUUUAUAUUCUCUUAUAUAAUGGCUUGGUGUCAAGUUAUUGGUAGGUAAACAUCAGGAUAUAUGUUGGAUAGAUGUACAUGCAUGUGUACACAUGCACAUGUGUGUGACACAGAGAGAAGGAUUACACGUAGAAUAUAUGAUAAUUUGAGGUAUGUGUAAUGUUUAUAACUCAACUGAGUCCUAUAGAGCUAUCUAGUUAUAUGCACUUAAUUUUGGAUCUUUUUAUAGCUGAAAUUCAGAACCAAUUUUUAAGGAAGAUAAAGACAUGUUUUUCUUUCCUUUCAUGUUUUCAGUUUAGCUUUGAUUUUAUUUUUGCUAAAGACUUAAAUUAUCAACAGUAACUAUUGAAAUGGGCCAACUUAUAGCUGAGCACAAAUUAUGUUAGGGCACUGAGAUAUAUCUUAACAACAUUUGGGAACAAUUUAAUGUGUCUAAUAUUUGAGAAGGGUCAAAACAGACUGUACUACCCAAUCAUCAUAAAGCCUGUGGUCAAAAAUCAUAUAUAAUUGGCAGACUCUAUGAAGAGUAGCUCUAAGAAUCAAGAGAGAAAGAGCCUAAGUUGGUACAGAAAAGGAGCUGAGUCAUUUUUGCCCUAUAAUUAGAAGUUGGUAACCGUAAAUUUUGUCUUCCCAAUACAAGAAGUAUCGUGAUCAGGCAGGAUUACUCUAAAAUGUAACCUCUGACUUCUUGUGGUAUGUUACAAGCAGUUGAUGAUUUAAUAAACAGGUAAUACUGUCAGAGUGUCUCCAGACAUUACAGUUAGCUUUUAGGUGAAGGCAGUGCUUGACAGAACUUACGUUUGUGACUCCAUAAUUUAUUAUGUCAUCUAUUACCAUCCUUGUCAUGUAUUAAUUUGGGUUUUAGGAUAAUUGGGGUAACUUUUUGGUGAGGGAUUGAAAUUUUCUUAAAAGCGUUUUCAGAAGGUACCAGAAUGCUAUGGGAUUUUGUUAUUAUAGCAUGUCUUCUCAAAUAUAAUAUUAGGACUGCUUGAACAGGAGGUAAAUCAUAUUCUUUUUAUUUUUCCAGUUUAGAGUUAUUGCUCAUUAUCAUUUGGUGGGUGUGGGAACAAGUUAAUAAAGUUUGGGUAAUUUAGUUUUCAGUUUAAAUUCUCAACUGGCAAUUGGCCGAAAACUCCCAUCUGAAGACAUGAUCAUCCAAAUGUCAUUUUGUGAUUUGGCUACUGUCUACUUGACAUAGGAAAGCACUAUCAAGAAAGACUAAUGGAGUGACUAUCAAAAGGAAGUCAAUGGACAAUCUUAAACUUCCACCACAAGAGGAUUGUAAAGAGGUUCCUCCUGCACCAAGAAAGAUCUGCAGAUCUUUUUCAGUGUUCUUGGAGGUGUGGGGUGUGAGAACUUGAUCAGUUUGUGUCAGCCACCUUGUUCUCUAAAGUUACAAAUUAUAAUACUGUGGUAGAAACAAAUUCAGAUUCAGAUGAUGAAGACAAACUCCAUAUUGUGGAAGAAGAAAGUGUUACAGAUGCAGCUGAUUGUGAAGGUGUACCAGAGGAUGACCUGCCAACAGACCAGACAGUGUUACCAGGGAGGAGCAGUGAAAGAGAAGGGAAUGCUAAGAACUGCUGGGAGGAUGACACAGGAAAGGAAGGGCAAGAAAUCCUGGGGCCUGAAGCUCAGGCAGAUGAAGCAGGAUGUACAGUAAAAGAUGAUGAAUGCGAGUCAGAUGGAGAAAAUGAGCAAAACCAUGAUCCUAAUGUUGAAGAGUUUCUACAACAACAAGACACCGCUGUCAUUUUUCCUGAGGCACCUGAAGAGGACCAGAGGCAGGGCACACCAGAAGCCAGUGGUCAUGAUGAAAAUGGAACACCAGAUGCAUUUUCACAAUUACUCACCUGUCCAUAUUGUGAUAGAGGCUAUAAACGCUUUACCUCUCUGAAAGAACAUAUUAAAUAUCGUCAUGAAAAGAACGAAGAUAACUUUAGUUGUUCCCUGUGCAGUUACACCUUUGCAUACAGAACCCAACUUGAACGUCACAUGACAUCACAUAAAUCAGGAAGAGAUCAAAGACAUGUGACGCAGUCUGGGUGUAAUCGUAAAUUCAAGUGCACUGAGUGUGGAAAAGCUUUCAAAUACAAACACCACCUAAAAGAGCACUUAAGAAUUCACAGUGGAGAGAAGCCAUAUGAAUGCCCAAACUGCAAGAAACGCUUUUCCCAUUCUGGUUCCUAUAGCUCACACAUAAGUAGUAAGAAAUGUAUCAGCUUGAUACCUGUGAAUGGGCGACCAAGAACAGGACUCAAGACAUCUCAGUGUUCCUCACCGUCUCUGUCAGCCUCACCAGGCAGUCCCACACGACCACAGAUACGGCAAAAGAUAGAGAAUAAACCCCUUCAAGAACAACUUUCUGUUAACCAAAUUAAAACUGAACCUGUGGAUUAUGAAUUCAAACCCAUAGUGGUUGCUUCAGGAAUCAACUGUUCAACCCCUUUACAAAAUGGGGUUUUCAGUGGUGGUGGCCCAUUACAGGCAACCAGUUCUCCUCAGGGCGUGGUACAGGCUGUUGUUCUGCCAACAGUUGGUUUGGUGUCUCCCAUAAGUAUCAACUUAAGUGAUAUUCAGAAUGUACUUAAAGUGGCAGUAGAUGGUAAUGUAAUAAGACAAGUGUUGGAGAAUAAUCAAGCCAAUCUUGCAUCCAAAGAACAAGAAACAAUCAAUGCUUCACCCAUACAACAAGGUGGCCAUUCUGUUAUUUCAGCCAUCAGUCUUCCUUUGGUUGAUCAAGAUGGAACAACCAAAAUUAUCAUCAACUAUAGUCUUGAGCAGCCUAGCCAACUUCAAGUUGUUCCUCAAAAUUUAAAAAAAGAAAAUCCAGUCCCUACAAACAGUUGCAAAAGUGAAAAGUUACCAGAAGAUCUUACCGUUAAGUCUGAGAAGGACAAAAGCUUUGAAGCAGGGGUGAAUGAUAGCACUUGCCUUCUGUGUGAUGACUGUCCAGGAGAUAUUAAUGCACUUCCAGAAUUAAAGCACUAUGACCUAAAGCAGCCUACUCAGCCUCCUCCACUCCCUGCAGCAGAAGCUGAGAAGCCUGAGGCCUCUGUUUCAUCGGGUACUGGAGAUGGCAAUUUGUCUCCCAGUCAGCCACCUUUAAAGAACCUCUUGUCUCUCCUAAAAGCAUAUUAUGCUUUGAAUGCACAACCAAGUGCAGAAGAGCUGUCAAAAAUUGCUGAUUCAGUAAACCUACCACUGGAUGUAGUAAAAAAGUGGUUUGAAAAGAUGCAGGCUGGACAGAUUUCAGUGCAGUCUUCUGAACCAUCUUCUCCUGAACCAGGCAAAGUAAAUAUACCUGCCAAGAACAAUGAUCAGCCUCAAUCUGCAAAUGCAAAUGAACCCCAGGACAGCACAGUAAAUCUACAAAGUCCUUUAAAGAUGACUAACUCCCCAGUUUUACCAGUGGGAUCAACCAUCAAUGGUUCCAGAAGUAGUAUACCAUCCCCAUCACCUCUAAACCUUUCCUCAUCCAGAAAUACACAGGGUUACUUGUACACAGCUGAGGGUGCACAAGAAGAGCCACAAGUAGAACCUCUUGAUCUUUCACUACCAAAGCAACAGGGAGAAUUAUUAGAAAGGUCAACUAUCACUAGUGUUUACCAGAACAGUGUUUAUUCUGUCCAGGAAGAACCCUUGAACUUGUCUUGCGCAAAAAAGGAGCCACAAAAGGACAGUUGUGUUACAGACUCAGAACCAGUUGUAAAUGUAAUCCCACCAAGUGCCAAUCCCAUAAAUAUCGCUAUACCUGCAGUCACUACCCAGUUACCCACAAUCGUGGCCAUUGCUGACCAGAACAGUGUUCCAUGCUUACGAGCACUAGCUGCCAAUAAGCAAACGAUUCUGAUUCCCCAGGUGGCUUACACAUACUCAACUACGGUCAGCCCUGCAGUCCAAGAUGCACCCUUGAAAGUGAUCCAGCCAAAUGGAAAUCAGGAUGAAAGACAAGAUACUAGCUCAGAAGGAGUAUCAAACGUAGAGGAUCAGAAUGACUCUGAUUCUACACCACCCAAAAAGAAAAUGCGGAAGACAGAAAAUGGAAUGUAUGCUUGUGAUUUGUGUGAUAAGAUAUUCCAAAAGAGUAGUUCAUUAUUGAGACAUAAAUAUGAACACACAGGUAAAAGACCUCAUGAGUGUGGAAUCUGUAAAAAGGCAUUUAAACACAAACAUCAUUUGAUUGAACACAUGCGAUUACAUUCUGGAGAAAAGCCCUAUCAAUGUGACAAAUGUGGAAAGCGCUUCUCACACUCUGGGUCUUAUUCUCAACACAUGAAUCAUCGCUAUUCCUACUGCAAGAGAGAAGCAGAAGAACGUGACAGCACAGAGCAGGAAGAGGCAGGGCCUGAAAUCCUCUCGAAUGAGCAUGUGAGUGCCAGGGCGUCUCCCUCGCAGGGCGACUCAGACGAGAGAGAGAGUUUGACAAGGGAAGAGGAUGAAGACAGUGAAAAAGAAGAGGAGGAGGAGGAGGAGGAUAAAGAGAUGGAAGAAUUGCAGGAAGAAAAAGAAUGUGAAAAACCACAAGGGGAUGAGGAAGAGGAGGAAGAAGAGGAGGAAGAAGUGGAAGAAGAAGAAGUAGAAGAGGCAGAGAAUGAGGGAGAAGAAGCAAAAACUGAAGGUCUGAUGAAGGAUGACAGGGCUGAAAGUCAAGCAAGCAGCUUAGGACAAAAAGUAAGCGAGAGUAGUGAGCAAGUGUCUGAAGAAAAGACAAAUGAAGCCUAAUCGUUUUUCUAGGAGGAAAAUAAAUUCUAAUUGGUAAUGAAGUUUGUUCUAUAUUAUCCUUGCUUUUAAUGGAAACACAGUAACCUGUAUGCUGUGAUUCCUGUUCACUACUGUGUAAAGUAAAAACUUAAAAAAAUACAAAAUACAAAAAAAAAACACACACACAAAAAAGAAAUCCGGGUGUGCCUGAACCUCAGACCUAGUAAUUUUUCAUGCAGUUUUCAAAGUUAGGAACAAGUUUGUAACAUGAAGCAGAUUAGAAAACCUUAAUGACUCAGAGAGCAAUGAUAUAAGAGGUUAAAGGAAGCUGAUUAAUUAGAUAUGCAUCUGGCAUUGUUUUAUUUUAUCAGUAUUAAUUAUCACUCAUAUGUUGGUUUAUUCUUAAGCUGUACAAUUGGGAGAAAUUUUAUAAUUUUUUAUUGGUAAACAUAUGCUAAAUCCGCUUCAGUAUUUUAUUAUGUUUUUUAAAAUGUGAGAACUUCUGCACUACAAAAUUCCCUUCACAAAGAAGUAUAAUGUAGUUCCAACCCGUGCUAACUACCUUUUAUAAAUUCAAUCUAGAAGGUAGUAAUUUCUAAUAUUUAGAUGUCUUAGUAGAGCGUAUUAUCAUUUAAAGUGUAUUGUUAGCCUUAAGAAAGCAGCUGAUAGAAGAACUGAAGUUUCUUACUCGUGGUUUAAAGUGGAGUUCAAAAGAUUGCCAUUGAGUUCUGAUUGCAGGGACUAACAAUGUUAAUCUGGUAAGGACAGCAAAAUCAUCAGAAUCAGUGUUUGUGAUUGUAUUUGAGUAUGUGGUAACAAAUAUGAAGGAUAUGACAUGAAGCUUUGUAUCUCCUUUGGCCUUAAGCAAGACCUGUAUGCUGUAAGUGCCAUUUCUCAGUAUUUUCAAGGCUCUAACCUGCCUUCAUCCAAUGUGUGGCCUACAAUAACUAGCAUUUGUUGAUUUGUUUGUUGUGUCAAAAUUCCCAAAUAAAACUUAAAACCACUGACUCUGUCAGAGAAACUGAAACACUGGGACAUUUCAUCUUUCAGUUCCUCAGUAUUGAUUUUACAUUAAUUGACUUUCAGAAUUUCUCUACAGAAAUGAAAGGGAAAUUUUCUAAUCUGCUUUUUCCAUGUACUUGCAUGUCAAACAUGGACAUGCCAUUGUUAUUUGGCUCAUAACUGUUUCCAAAUGUUAGUUAUUAUGGACCCAAUUUAUUAACAACAUUAGCUGAUUUUUACCUAUCAGUAUUAUUUUAUUUCUUUUAGUUUAUAGAUCUGUGCAACAUUUUUGUACUGUAUGUCUUCAAACCUGGCAGUAUUAAUAUCCUUCUUACUGACAUAUGUACUUUUAGUUUUAGAAAACUUUUAUAUUUAUGUGUCUUAUUUUUAUAUUUCUUUAUUUAUUACACAGUGUAGUGUAUAAUACUGUAGUUUGUAUUAAUACAAUAAUAUAUUUUAGUAUGAAAAUUUGGAAAGUUGAUAAGAUUUAAAGUAGAGAUGCAAUUGGUUCUCCUGCAUUGAGAUUUGAUUUAACAGUGUUAUGUUAACAUUUAUACUUGCCUUGGACUGUAGAACAGAACUGAAAUGGGAAUGUAUUAGUUUUACAACUACAAUCAAGUCAUUUUACCUUUACCCAGUUUUUAAUAUAAAACUUAAAUUUUGAAAUUCACUGUGUGACUAAUAGCAUGAUACUCUGCAGUUUUAUUAAGAGAUUAGCCUAACCAUAAAACUCUCAUUUCCUUAGUAAGCCAAAUUAGGGUUACCUUCUAUAAACAGUGUUGGGAACAAUGUUUAACAUUUUGUGCCAAUUUGUUCCUGUAUUCAUGUAUGUAAGUUACAGAUCUGACUCUUCAUUUUUAAGUUCCUUGUUACACCAUGGUCAUUUUCUAGUUUUUUACCAGACUCCCCCAUCUCACAAUAAAAUGCAUCAACAAGCCUGAA
This is a messenger RNA of Sapajus apella (tufted capuchin), 8436 nucleotides long. It is a transcript of the gene ZEB1, whose product is annotated as zinc finger E-box binding homeobox 1. Gene Ontology annotation, molecular function: DNA-binding transcription factor activity, RNA polymerase II-specific; RNA polymerase II cis-regulatory region sequence-specific DNA binding. The transcript is spliced from 10 exons. Lineage: Eukaryota; Metazoa; Chordata; Mammalia; Primates; Cebidae. The coding region runs from base 3784 to 6513 and encodes 909 amino acids. The record is from RefSeq and is a predicted model, not a curated record. Gene Ontology annotation, biological process: regulation of transcription by RNA polymerase II; anatomical structure development.